Paramormyrops kingsleyae is the source of this 1084-nucleotide messenger RNA. Lineage: Eukaryota; Metazoa; Chordata; Actinopteri; Osteoglossiformes; Mormyridae. The record is from RefSeq and is a predicted model, not a curated record.
GAUUGGCGCUCUGCGACUCUUUAGAGGCGGAUUCACACUGUAACGCAACACUUUUGUUUCUCGCUCGAGCUUGUCUCCGCGGGUUUGCGAAUGAGGUGGCGCAGUCGGAGUUCUCUGCGGCCUUUGCAGUCGAGUAAUACAUAAAACGUCUUUCAAGGGAGUAGCAAUAAAUACAUUUAAGUGAUAUUGCUUAUUUCGAGGAUUGACGUAUACAAGAACUCGGAAAUCCAUGGCGGUUAAAACGGUUUGCUAAAGCAAAAAUAUAUCCUGCCAAUGCAUCAUGCUAUACAGCUUUUAGGAAGUCCAAGGAAAGGAUCAUAGAAGUUUUUAACAACCUGGAGUUGAAAUUCUUGCAAUGGCCUUCGCAAACUACAGCAGCUUAAACAGAGCACAGCUCACCUUCGAGUACCUGCACACAAACUCGACAACCCAUGAGUUCUUGUUUGGAGCUCUGGCUGAACUGGUGGACAAUGCAAGGGAUGCCAAUGCAACAAGAAUUGACCUUUAUACAGAGAAGAGACCUGACCUCAGAGGUGGUUUCAUGCUGUGUUUUCUUGAUGAUGGGACUGGAAUGGAUCCAAAUGAAGCUAGACAUGUCAUCCAGUUUGGGAAAUCUAGCAAGAGAUCCCCAGAGUCCACACACAUUGGCCAGUAUGGCAAUGGUCUUAAAUCGGGCUCUAUGAGAAUUGGAAAAGACUUCAUUCUUUUUACAAAGAAAGAGGACAUGUUAACCUGCCUCUUUCUGUCUCGAACUUUUCAUGAGGAAGAGGGCUUGGAUGAGGUUAUUGUGCCUCUCCCAACGUGGGACAGCACAAGCAUGCAGCCUGUCACACAGGACCCAGAAAAGUUUGCCAUUGAGACAGAGCUGAUCUACAAAUACUCGCCUUUCAAAACGGAAACUGAAGUCAUGGAGCAGUUCAAGAAAAUCGAAGGAGUAUCUGGUUUGUCCUCUUUAUGUUGGCCAGGAUGGAGUACAGUUCAUUUGUGAAUAUUGUUAUAGAUAUCUGUAUUUGGAUGACGAUUUCUGAUUUUUAAAUCUGGGUUUAACCCCCUGGGGUCUGAGGCCUCUUUUCCACUUUCGGGG